UGCAGGCCGAAGGCAGAAGGCUAAAGGCGCGGUGCGGCCGCGGCGCCGAGUGCGGGCGUGCGCGCGCACAGCGGGCGGCGAGCGGGCGCGGGCGGUGCGCGGCCCAGUGGCGUGCAGCGCGCGCCGCGGACGCCCGCACCGGCCGCACCGCAGUGUCGAGCAGGAGCCCGCCAUGCCCGGCCCGCGCCUCUCCCGCGCCGCCUGACAGCAUGGCCCACCCGACCGCCACCACCACACGCAGCCACGCUCUGACCACGGUUGGCGGCAGCGCAGGAGGCGGCGGGCGCGCAGGCUCGCGCGGCGCCAGCUGAUACCAUGGGCGGCGCGCACCAGCCCGCUACUCCGGGGCCCAGCUCGCUGUUUAUAUUCUCCGACGAAAAUCCUAUCCGGAGGUAUACAAAGUUUAUUAUCGAGUGGCCGCCUUUCGAGUACGCGGUGCUGCUUACCAUCAUCGCCAACUGCGUGGUGCUGGCGCUGGAGGAGCAUCUGCCCAACGGCGAUAAGACCAUCUUAGCACAGAAUCUGGAAAAGACCGAGGCGUACUUUUUAGGAAUAUUUUGUGUAGAAGCCUCGUUAAAAAUUUUAGCCUUAGGUUUUGUUUUACACAGGGGUUCUUAUCUUAGAAACGUUUGGAACAUCAUGGAUUUUUUCGUUGUAGUAACUGGUAUCAUCACGCAGCUGCCAAUCGCGCCCGCCGACGUCGACUUCAGGACCUUGCGUGCCAUUAGGGUGCUGAGGCCCCUUAAAUUAGUAUCGGGCGUUCCUAGUUUACAAGUGGUAUUGAAGUCGAUAAUCAAGGCGAUGGCCCCGUUGCUGCAGAUCGGCCUUUUGGUGCUUUUUGCAAUCGUCAUAUUCGCUAUCAUAGGCCUCGAGUUUUAUUCUGGGGCGCUACAUAAGACUUGUUAUAGCUUAGAAGAUAUUUCUGAAGUAGUUAACGAUGGCGAAUAUCCAACACCAUGCAAUGCCGACAACGAAUCGCUCGCACCUUACGGUGCGUAUGUUUGCACAUAUGACAAGAGUACGUGCCUGGAGAAGUGGGAGGGACCGAAUAGGGGAAUCACCUCCUUCGAUAACAUCGGCUUUGCUAUGCUCACAGUCUUCCAGUGCAUCACCAUGGAGGGCUGGACAGCCAUCCUCUAUUGGACAAAUGACGCGUUAGGUAGUACAUUCAACUGGAUUUACUUUGUUCCUCUCAUAGUAUUGGGUUCAUUCUUUAUGCUCAACUUAGUUCUCGGUGUUCUUAGCGGUGAAUUCGCUAAAGAAAGAGAGAAAGUAGAAAAUAGACAAGAAUUUCUUAAAAUAAGAAGACAACAGUUACUAGAGAGAGAACUCAAUGGUUACGUUGAGUGGAUUUGUAAAGCUGAGGAAGUUAUAUUAGCUGAAGAAAGGACGACAGAAGAGGAGAGAAUGCAUAUAAUAGAAGCAAGAAGAAGAGCAGCAGCAAAGAAGAAGUUAAAAAACUUAGGCAAAAGUAAAAGUACCGAUACUGAAGAGGAGGAACAGGAUGAGGACUGCGGGGAUGACGUUCCAAAGAAAAAGCAAGGUUUUUUGAAAAGCAAAGCACGCUCCGCGGGUAAAUGUGCGGACUUCUGGCGAGCUGAAAAGAGAUUUCGUUUUUGGAUCAGGCACACGGUGAAGACGCAGUGGUUUUAUUGGUUCGUCAUCGUCCUGGUGCUCUUCAACACAAUAUGCGUAGCCGUUGAGCAUUAUAGACAACCUAAGUGGCUUACUUCAUUUUUAUACUAUGCCGAAUUUGUGUUCUUGGGGUUAUUCAUGAUGGAGAUGUGGGUGAAAAUGUAUGCCCUCGGGCCUCGUAUUUACUUCGAAUCAUCUUUCAACCGCUUUGACUGUGUUGUCAUAUCUGGCUCCAUCUUCGAAGUGGUAUGGUCAGAAGUAAAAGGUGGCUCUUUUGGUCUCUCUGUCCUUAGGGCUUUGAGACUAUUGAGGAUAUUUAAGGUUACAAAAUAUUGGUCGUCGCUCCGCAAUCUUGUGAUAUCUCUUCUAAACUCAAUGAGAUCUAUUAUCUCGUUGCUGUUCCUUCUAUUCUUGUUCAUUCUUAUAUUUGCUCUACUUGGAAUGCAAUUGUUUGGUGGGCAGUUUAACUUCGAGGAAGGCACUCCACCGACCAAUUUCAACACAUUUCCGAUCGCGCUGCUUACUGUCUUCCAGAUUUUAACAGGUGAAGAUUGGAAUGAAGUUAUGUAUGAUGGGAUACAAUCUCAGGGUGGUAUACAGAGAGGCAUGAUCUACUCGCUAUAUUUUGUCAUUCUUGUGUUGUUCGGGAACUAUACUCUUCUGAACGUGUUUCUUGCCAUCGCCGUGGAUAACUUGGCUAACGCUCAGGAAUUAACAGCAGCUGAAGAAGAGCAGGUCGAAGAAGACAAACAAGCAGAGUUGGAGAAAGAGAUGGGUGCUUUACACGCGAUGGAUGGAACACCGUCUCAUAACAUUAUUCAAACUCCAUCAUGUAGGAAGAAUAAAAAGAAAGAAGAGGCCAAAAAAGAUGAAGAAGAGAUACCAGAUGGACCAAAACCAAUGCUGCCAUAUUCGUCCAUGUUUAUUUUGUCACCUACUAAUCCCAUUAGACGUGGCGCACACUGGAUUGUAAAUUUAAGAUAUUUUGAUUUUUUUAUUAUGAUAGUAAUUUGCAUGAGUUCUGUGGCUUUGGCAGCGGAAGACCCCGUAGUCGAAGAAAGUAAUAGAAAUAAAGUACUAAAUUACUUCGACUACGCGUUCACUGGAGUCUUCACUGUGGAGAUGCUGCUUAAGAUAGUCGAUCUCGGCAUCUUGUUUCACCCAGGCGCGUAUUUGCGCGAUCUCUGGAACAUCAUGGAUGCCGCGGUUGUUAUCUGCGCCCUUGUCAGCUUCGGUUUUGAGAUCGGAGGUGUGAAGAAGGGGGCGGGACAAAAUUUGUCCACAAUAAAAUCGUUACGAGUGUUAAGAGUGCUCAGACCUUUAAAAACUAUAAAGCGUGUCCCAAAAUUAAAAGCAGUGUUUGACUGUGUUGUGAACUCUUUGAAAAAUGUCAUAAACAUUCUCAUAGUGUACAUAUUGUUUCAAUUCAUAUUCGCUGUAAUCGCAGUGCAACUUUUUAAUGGUAAAUUUUUUUACUGCAACGAUAUCAGUAAGAAUACUUUUGAAGACUGCCAAGGAUCAUAUUUCUUUUACGAACCAAACAGCCUCCUGCCGAAAGUGAGCAAGCGCCAGUGGACGACGCAAUCUUUCCACUACGACAAUGUCGCCUCCGCUAUGCUCACGCUCUUUGCGGUGCAAACGGGAGAGGGCUGGCCACAAGUAUUACAAAACUCAAUGGCUGCCACCUACGAGGACCGGGGACCGAUACAAAAUUUUCGAAUAGAAAUGUCCAUAUUUUAUAUAGUUUACUUCGUGGUGUUUCCUUUCUUCUUCGUUAAUAUAUUCGUAGCUUUGAUUAUUAUUACAUUUCAAGAGCAGGGUGAAGCGGAGUUACAAGAUGGUGAAAUUGAUAAGAAUCAGAAAUCAUGUAUAGACUUCACGAUAGAAGCACGACCUCUAGAGAGGUAUAUGCCAAGUAAAAGGGGGAGUCUUAAGUACAAAGUGUGGAGAAUAGUAGUCUCUACACCUUUUGAGUACUUCAUUAUGGCACUCAUUGUGCUAAAUACGUUAUUGCUCAUGAUGAAGUACUAUAAUCAAAAUGACCUCUACGCGGAUAUCCUCAAGUAUUCGAAUAUGGGGUUUACUGGAAUGUUUUCUGUGGAAACUGUGUUGAAAAUCAUCGCUUACGGUGUCAAAAAUUUUUUCAAAGAUCCUUGGAAUACAUUCGAUUUUAUAACGGUCAUUGGAAGUAUUAUUGAUGCACUUAUAAUGGAAUUUGGCAACGACCUUGCUGAAAACUGUGCUGACAUAUCCUGUCAGCAGGAGAACACAUUUAACGUAGGUUUCCUUCGCCUGUUUCGAGCCGCGCGACUGAUCAAGCUGCUUCGACAGGGUUAUACUAUUCGAAUACUUCUGUGGACGUUCGUGCAGAGUUUUAAAGCCUUACCCUAUGUGUGCCUUCUCAUCGCGAUGCUAUUCUUUAUCUACGCCAUUAUCGGGAUGCAGGUGUUUGGCAAUAUAGAAUUAGCAGCAGAAUCUGAUAUGAAUAGACACAAUAAUUUUCGAAGCUUUAUUCAAGCAUUAAUGUUAUUAUUUAGGUGCGCUACAGGGGAGUCGUGGCCAAACAUUAUGUUAGCUUGUCUGAAGCCGGCCAAAUGCGACAGGGAAGCCGAUAAACCCCCAAACGAAUUCUGUGGCAGCACUUUAGCCUAUGCGUAUUUUGUGUCUUUCAUAUUUUUCUGCUCGUUUCUCAUGUUAAAUUUAUUCGUUGCUGUUAUCAUGGAUAAUUUUGACUAUUUAACAAGAGACUCGUCCAUUCUUGGAGCUCAUCACUUAGACGAAUUUGUCAGAAUUUGGGCUGAGUAUGAUCCAAAUGCAACAGGGAAAAUCCAUUACACGGAAAUGUACGAUAUGUUAAAAAAUAUGGAUCCGCCUUUAGGUUUUGGUAACAAGUGCCCAAACAGACUAGCGUACAAAAAAUUAAUUAGAAUGAAUAUGCCAUUAGAUGAAGAAGGGAAAGUGAAUUUCACAACUACACUUUUUGCUUUAAUCCGAGAAAACCUAAGCAUAAAAAUGAGAUCUGCUGAAGAAAUGGACCAAGCUGAUGAAGAACUGAGGGAAACGAUAACCCACAUUUGGCCACUUCAAGCUAAGAAAAUGCUAGAUUUGCUGGUGCCUCGAAAAGAUGUUUUAAAUGUAGGAAAAUUAACGGUUGGAAAGAUCUAUGCAGGACUUCUUAUCCUAGAGAGCUGGAGAUCGACUAGGUUUGGCAAGAACAAACCAGAGGGCGUUCCGAAGGCGUCCUUGUUUAACUGCCUGCUGGAUGCGGCGGCAGCCGGGCUGGGUCAAGGCUCGCGGACCGGCUCAUUAAGUCACGAGUUACCCGGAAUACCAGCUGAUGGCCAUCCUGAUGACUCACACAGUUUAGCUAAUCUCGCUAAACGAUCCUCAAGAAAAUCUUUCAAGAACAAUAAAAAGGUGAUUACUGUUGGUGAACAUAUUGACCCAAUCAUUAUUGCCUUCAUACAAACAGCGCAAUGCUAGUUUUAAAUGAACACGAGUAUUUGUCUGUCAAAAUUAAUGACUAUUAUAUUAUAUUGGCAAUAACUUUCUUAACUUAAAUAUAAAUAAUUCUGUAAUGUUCUGGGUUGAAGUGUUCGAUUGUCGUAUUAUUGACAAAUGGGUGUAUCUUAUUUACUAACUUAUUAAAUAUUUCUUUGCCCUAGAUAGUUGGUGUUGUAACAUUGUUAGUCUCGCUGUUUCGAUGUGUUGUCCUAAUGAAGAUACUGUAAUCGAUUAUGUUCCUCGUUUCAUCGUUUAGCUUUAUUAAAUAAUAAUCCUUGUUUCUGUAGGUCUAAAGUAUGGUAAAUAUACUUAGGGGCUUAGGCCCAUUACACGUCUUCUUCUAUAGAUUAUGUUGUACUGAUAACUACUUUUGGUUUAACGUUCACAGGUUGUUGAUGUUUAGGUAAUUUUUUUCAAUGUAAUAACGCAGUUUUAUUUGUAGAAUAUUGAUGUUUGUAUAACGAAUGAUUAUGAUUAGGUACAAUAUAGUGAAUGAUAUAUGUAUAUUUUUUAACUACUAGGGAUUUUACUAAAAUGAUAUUAGACACAGCACUUUCAUGAACGAAACACGAACACAUUAACAAUACUAUCAUUUCCAUACUUAAAACUGAUAUACAUAACGACUCUAAAUCUGUGUCAUAAACGCAUGGAUAUCUAAACACAAUAUCGCAUGAUAAUAAUAAAUAGUUUUAUUACUAGUAGAUCUAAUUCUGAUAAUUAUGGUAAGUAAUUAAUGUGUUUUAAUCUGUAAUGCACAAGCACAAUUGCAUGCACUGCAAACUGUAUUUAGGCACACUAGAUGUGCAUUAAUGUUGUUUACUUAGACCAUUUUGUAAAUAUGGGACAGUAAAUGCAUAAGUCUUGUAAACACGAUAAUACUUCGA
Nymphalis io (European peacock) is the source of this 6023-nucleotide messenger RNA. RefSeq names its product voltage-dependent calcium channel type A subunit alpha-1 (gene cac). Lineage: Eukaryota; Metazoa; Arthropoda; Insecta; Lepidoptera; Nymphalidae. Gene Ontology annotation, cellular component: membrane; voltage-gated calcium channel complex. The coding region runs from base 316 to 5118 and encodes 1600 amino acids. Gene Ontology annotation, molecular function: calcium ion binding; high voltage-gated calcium channel activity. Gene Ontology annotation, biological process: chemical synaptic transmission; calcium ion import across plasma membrane. The record is from RefSeq and is a predicted model, not a curated record. The transcript is spliced from 36 exons.